Messenger RNA from Symbiodinium necroappetens, 687 nucleotides. The record is from the annotation of a GenBank genome assembly. Lineage: Eukaryota; Dinophyceae; Suessiales; Symbiodiniaceae.
GAAGAUGCCGGGGAGAAGCAGGUGGAUGCAGAUGCGCAAGCGCCAGGUGGAAACAGGACCACCCUGCUGGUCAAUAUGCGGCAGAUGCCUGCCGACGAUUUCUACGAGGCCACGCUGUCAGUGGCAAGUAAGCAGACUAAUGUUCUAGACAUCCUCACGCAGCUGCCGCUCUUUGGAAAACGGUUUCGCGCUGGACCACAGUCCCGAGUCUGGCGGUUCAUCCAGCAACUGCCCUUCAUGGCGACCCUGCUUGGGGCUUUGCGAGCUGGAAUGGCAACAGCGGCUGCGCCAUUAGCAACCUCCGUUCAAAAUGCACUGGCAUCCUUGAACGACAGAGCUAAGGCAGAGUGUUUGGCCCAGUUGGUCAAUGAGAUCAAGAAGAAAGGCAACAACACCGCCAUCAUCAUCGACGAAGCGAACCUGGCACUCCCCAAUGACGGCAACGAUGCCAAAGCAGAGACAGCCAGGACUGCUUUGGCUCAGAUCACCGGCGAAACCAAGGAGGCCUUCACAGCCUCGGUCAUCCUCAUCAGCUCCGAGCACGGCUACCCCUACAAGUUGGCCAAUGCCGGUCUCAACCUGGUGGACAUCAAGAACAUUAUCAUUGCUCCGGAAGUGCCGCCGAACGACAUGUUGCAGAUGCUCACCGACCACUGGGGCAUGGGGGCGAGACUGGCGCGCCUCUUC